Molecule: messenger RNA, 984 nt
Organism: Diutina rugosa
Lineage: Eukaryota; Fungi; Ascomycota; Pichiomycetes; Serinales; Debaryomycetaceae
Gene: MAK32
Product: Mak32p
Exons: 1
Coding region: 1-984 (327 amino acids)
Source: RefSeq, a predicted model, not a curated record
AUGGGGAUGGCGAUUGUGGACGACAACGAGUAUGAGGACGGCCGUGAAGGGCAACGCAAUGUGCUCGGCGGGGCUGGGGUGUACUGGCUCGUGGGCUGCCGUUUGUUUGGAGGCAGAGCUAAUCGUCAUCGGGUGGGCGGAGUUAUCGAUUUGGGACGAGACUUCCCCGCAGCAGCCCUUCGUCAAAUUCAACUGUGGGGUAUGGCUCACGUGGUGUUACGCGAAGGUGACCGGUUGACCACUCGAGGUGUGAACUAUUACGACAACCACGGCGUGCGACAUUUUGCCUACAAGACACCCAAGAGGCAGAUAUUUACUGCCGAUUUGGUUGAGUGUGGGUUGGUGCCGUGUCAAUGGGUCCAUUUGAUCUGUCUGGCGGCGCGGGCGGCUGAAUUCAUCCUGGAAUUGACCGAGCUCGAUCCCAACGUGAAAUUCAUCUAUGAGCCGUUGCCCACAGAUUGCCUACCCAAUAAUUUGGAGGCCAUGGCCAAAUUGAUCCCCCACAUUGAUGUAUUCACCCCUAACUGGGAGGAGGCUUCGAGUCUUUGCAGCGACAUACUAGCGGACGACGCUUCUGUGGAAGCGGUGGCGGCGACGUUCGCCUCAUACCAGAAACCCAACUCGGUGGUGGUGAUUCGACAAGGUGCCAAAGGGGCCUAUAUGGUGCGAUCGGGUCAGCGAGACGGUGUCCAGCUCCCUGCGUAUCAUUUGGACCAGGCUCGCGUCAUUGACGUCACUGGUGGCGGAAAUUCGUUUUGCGGAGGGUUUGUUGCUGGCUAUCAGAUGUCAGGCGGUGACUGGGUGGCGGCGGCAGCGGCGGGGAACAUUGUCAGUGGGUGCGUGAUAGAGGCCCUGGCAAUGCCCGAGCUCACCGUGAAUGAAGAUGGAGUCGAGCUAUGGAACAACACGACUACCGCUGAGCGCCUACGGAGGUAUCGGGAGCAAAACCCUCACCUCGAGUUCGAAUUAAACAUUUCAUCGUAA